UGCCACAUUCCAGCUUCACUCCGCACUUCUUCCACCACUCACAAUUUCAGCCGCCGUCAGCCUUAACACUUCACUCUGAAACCAUGGCCAAGGACAUGACUCUGCUGUGGGGCUCCGGCUCUCCUCCCUGCUGGAGGGUGAUGAUCGCUCUGGAGGAGAAGAACCUGAAGGGCUACAACCAAAAACUGCUUUCUUUUGAAAAAAUGGAGCACAAGUCCGAGGAAGUCAUGAAGAUGAACCCCAGGGGACAGCUUCCUGCCUUCAAACAUGGAGACAAGGUCCUGAAUGAGUCCUACGCUGCCUGCCUGUACCUGGAGAACCAGUUCAAGUCCCAGGGAAACAAGCUGAUCCCUGACUGCCCCACUGAACUGGCAAUGAUGUACCAGCGCAUGUUUGAGGGUCUCACACUAAACCAGAAAAUGGCGGAUGUCAUCUACUACAACUGGAAGGUCCCAGAGGGAGAGAGACAUGACUCUGCUGUGAAGAGGAACAGAGAGACUCUGACUGCUGAGCUCAAGCUGUGGGAGGGUUACCUGCAGAAGACUACAGGUGGUUUCCUGGCUGGAAAGACCUUUUCACUGGCUGAUGUGUGCGUUUAUCCAAGCAUCUGUUAUGUCUUCCAUUUUGGGUUAUGCGAGGAGCGCUACCCUAAACUAGCAGCCUACUAUAACCGUCUGAAGGACAGACCCAGCAUCAAAGCCAGCUGGCCUCCAACCUGGCUGGAGAACCCACAGAAUCAAGAUCUGCUGAAAGACAUCUGAGAUGCUGACACACUGGAACAGUUCCUGUUGUAAAAUAUGUAACCACUCCUUGUAUUGCACUACUGCAGCUGGCAGCAUUUCAAAGAAAUUUGCAUUUACUUUUACUGUGGUUUUUGACUUCCUAACACAAUUUGGUUGAGAGUAAAACUGCAGAUCAUGCUGAAAAUAAAAGCAAUAAAAACUGACUUGCAGCUAA
This is a messenger RNA of Acanthopagrus latus (yellowfin seabream), 957 nucleotides long. Its product is annotated as glutathione S-transferase A-like. The record is from RefSeq and is a predicted model, not a curated record. The transcript is spliced from 6 exons. Bases 84 to 761 code for a protein of 225 amino acids. Gene Ontology annotation, molecular function: glutathione transferase activity; glutathione binding. Lineage: Eukaryota; Metazoa; Chordata; Actinopteri; Spariformes; Sparidae. Gene Ontology annotation, cellular component: cytoplasm.